Messenger RNA from Chara braunii, 2678 nucleotides. NCBI's taxonomy places the organism in Eukaryota, Viridiplantae, Streptophyta, Charophyceae, Charales, Characeae. The record is from the annotation of a GenBank genome assembly.
CCGAUACAAGACCGCAUUUAAAACGCGAUAUGGGCAUUUCGAAUGGUUGGUCAUGCCGUUUGGCCUUACGAAUGCCCCAGCCACAUUCCAGGCGGCUAUGACAUUGGAGUUUCGACACAUGCUGGAUCGUUUCGUACUCAUCUACCUCGACGACAUCUUGGUGUACAGUCGGGGUUUGGACGAGCAUGUGGAGCACCUGCGCACCGUUCUGGAACGGCUACGACAGGCCAAGUACAAAGCCAACCGCGACAAAUGUGAAUUCGCGCGGCAAGAGAUGGAGUACUUGGGACACUAUGUGACGCCACAAGGCAUCCGUCCUCUUGUGGACAAGAUCGAGGCCAUCCGCGUAUGGCCCGAGCCCACCAACACCACAGACGUUCGUUCAUUCAUGGGGUUGGCAGGCUAUUAUCAGCAUUUCAUCACCGGAUACUCAAGGAUUGCCGCACCUCUAACGAGACUACAAUCGCCAAAGGUGCCAUUCGUAUUCGAUGACGACGCGCGCCAGGCUUUCCAAGCACUCAAGACGGCCAUGCUCAUGGCACCCGUCCUUAGCAUCUACGACCCCACUCUGCCUACGAGAGUGACGACUGACGCUUCCGGUUACGGCAUUGGGGCAGUCUUGGAGCAGCACGACGACGAGGAUUGGCACCCUGUGGAGUAUUUCAGCCACAAAGUGCCUCCCAUCAAUUCUCUGGAUGAUGCAAGGAAGAAGGAGCUGCUUGCGUUCGUCAUGGCUCUCAAGCGAUGGCGGCACUUCCUUCUUGGGCGUCGUAGGUUCACAUGGGUCACGGACAAUAACCCAUUGACCGACUACAAGACGCAGGACACCGUGAGCAGCACGAUUGGACGGUGGAUGUACUUCAUCGAGCAGUUUGACUUCACACCGAAACACGUUGACGGCCUCUCCAAUCGCGCAACAGAUGCACUUUCGCGACGACCUGAUCUUUGCGCUAUGACGCAUCACGCCUUCGCGUUCGACGAGGACCUCCAGCGACACUUCAUCAGGGGCUAUCAGUCUGACCCAGAGUUUGCUACGUUGUAUGCGCAGCUAUCUUCGGAUCACCCGCCGGCCAGCCACUAUCGCAUUGCUGACGGGUACUUGCUCCUCCACUCGAGAGGCAAGGACUUACUGUGUGUCCCACGCGACCGCCGUCUUCGGACUAGCCUUCUCGGCGAGUAUCAUGAUUCGCGACUCGCCGGCCAUUUCGGAGUCAAUCGCACGAUUGCACGGCUUCGACAACGAUUCCGAUGGCCCGACCUCAUUUCCGAUGUCAUGCGGUAUUGCGAUUCUUGCGAAGUUUGCCGACGCAGCAAACCCCGCAACCGCAAUCCCUAUGGCGAGUUACGCCCGAUGCCUAUCCCCCGGGAACCCGGUAUCUCCAUUGCUAUAGAUGUCACCGGUCCGUUUCCUCGAGACCGGCUCGGGCACGACGGCAUCCUCACGGUUGUGGACCGAUUGAGCAAGUACGCACGUUUUCUUCCUUGCAAGUACUACUCCACGGCUCCCGAGCUGGCACGCCUCUUGCACACCGGUUGGAUUUGUGGCCACGGCGUACCCGAGGACAUAGUCAGCGAUCGCGACACUCGUUUCAUGUCGACUUUUUGGACCUCUCUCAUGCAGGAGUCCGGCACGACGAUGAAACCCAGUUCGGCUCGGCAUCCACAGACAGACGGGCAGACGGAGCGGGCACAUCAGACCGCUCAAAUGAUGCUUCGUACGCUCAUCCGUCCGGACCAGAAAGAUUGGGUUAACCGCCUCCCCGACAUCGAGUUCGCCUACAACACUUCAGUGCACCCGGCGAUCGGUGUGACUCCAUUYGAGUUGCACCACGGUGGACGGAAAGGCCGUAUCUUCGCUGAUCUUCUCCUCCCUCGACCAGCCGACAUUGACGCCGCUUGUUCUCCCGCUUCCGUCCGGAAGUACAGGGAAUUGCUGGCUCAAGCCCGCACAAACAUGCAAAAGGCUCAAGUCCGCAUGCAGCAGCAAGCCAACAGGCGCCGCGUACCAUGUCCCAUCUGCGCCGGAGAUCGAGUUUGGGUCUCCUCGGAAGAGUUUGCAUUGGAACAGGAUGUCUCACGCAAACUACUCCCUAAGUGGUUUGGGCCAUGGACAGUGACAUCAGCCGCGGGCGAUGAGCCCGAUGGCCCUUCAUUUGUGAUCGACAUUCCUGAGCAUCUGACGGUCCAUCCAGUCUUUUUCACGCGUCAAAGCUGGCAACAUAUACACCAGCUAAGAGCGAUGACUUCCCGGGCCGACGAUCGCAGGACCCUCCUUCUAUGGAUGGUCAUCAGGAGGUUGACCGCGUCAUCUCAGAUCNCUUGGAGUUGACGAUAUCUCCCAUCUUCUCCUCUCCCUCUGUCUCUUCCCUUCCCCCUUCGUCUGUGUAUGUUGGGGUCUGGCGCUAUCUAUUCUGUGUGAGCGCCAGCCCUUCACACCACUGUAUGAUGAUGAUAAAUGUCGGGACUGUACUGCAACAUUGAUUGAGUCGGAUCAUUGAUAAGUCUCCGGCUCGCCAUCUUGUACUUCGAAAUGAAAGGUCGGUUCUUGUUCUGUUUUGCAUGAUCUAGUAUGCAACAGUUUGGUAUCGGAGCGGACUUCUCAUUCAGAGGAACCGCUCAAUCAAGAGUUAGCCUGCUCGAUCUAUUGAUCUUUUGAUUAGUAAAUCAGGUAAGACUUC